UUUGUUGCUCACCCCAACUGCCAGCAGCAAUUGCUCACCAUGUGGUACGAGAACCUCUCAGGCUUACGGCAGCAGUCUAUAGCUGUGAAGUUCUUGGCUGUCUUUGGGGUCUCCAUCGGCCUGCCCUUCCUCGCCAUAGCCUACUGGAUCGCUCCCUGCAGCAAGUUGGGACGGACCCUCCGAAGUCCUUUCAUGAAGUUUGUGGCACAUGCAGUUUCUUUCACAAUCUUCCUUGGACUGUUAGUAGUGAAUGCUUCAGAUCGGUUUGAAGGAGUAAAAAAUCUCCCCAACGAGACCAUCACAGAUCAUCCCAAACAAAUAUUUAGAGUCAAAACAACUCAGUUCUCAUGGACAGAAUUGCUGAUCAUGAAGUGGGUAUUGGGCAUGAUAUGGUCAGAGUGCAAGGAGAUCUGGGAAGAGGGCCCACGCGAAUACGUGGUACACCUCUGGAACCUGCUGGACUUUGGGAUGCUGUCCAUCUUUGUGGCAUCGUUCACCGCCAGGUUCAUGGCUUUUCUCAAAGCAACUGAAGCACAACAGUACGUAGAUCAGUACGUUCAAGAUGAUGACCUCAAUAAUGUCACCCUUCCCCCUGAAGUUGCUUACUUUACUUAUGCCAGGAACAAGUGGCUUCCCUCGGAUCCUCAGAUCAUUUCAGAAGGACUGUAUGCAAUAGCUGUGGUACUCAGCUUCUCCCGCAUUGCUUACAUUCUUCCAGCCAACGAAAGCUUCGGCCCCCUGCAGAUCUCUUUGGGGAGGACUGUGAAGGAUAUCUUUAAGUUCAUGGUCAUCUUCAUCAUGGUGUUCCUGGCCUUCAUGAUUGGAAUGUUCAACCUUUACUCUUACUACCUUGGUGCAAAAUACAACCCUGCUUUUACAACGGUAGAAGAAAGUUUUAAAACCUUAUUCUGGUCAAUAUUUGGCUUAUCUGAAGUGAUAUCUGUGGUGCUCAAGUACGAUCACAAAUUCAUUGAGAAUAUUGGAUAUGUACUCUAUGGAGUAUAUAACGUGACUAUGGUGGUGGUGCUGCUUAAUAUGCUAAUAGCCAUGAUCAACAACUCCUAUCAGGAAAUUGAGGAGGACGCAGAUGUGGAGUGGAAGUUUGCACGUGCUAAGCUCUGGCUAUCCUACUUUGAUGAAGGACGGACUUUACCUGCUCCUUUUAAUCUAGUGCCAAGCCCUAAAUCAUUUUAUUAUCUCAUACUGAGAAUAAAAAUGUGCCUCAUAAAACUCUGCAAAUCUAAGGCCAAAAACUGUGAAAAUGAUCUUGAGAUGGGGAUGUUGAAUUCCAAACAACGGAAAGUUCGUUUUCACUCUAGCACUCGAAAUACAGACAUUUUUUCUGGGAAGAACGCUUAUAACAAGCCCACAAGAUAUCAGAAAAUAAUGAAACGUCUGAUCAAGCGGUAUGUACUGAAGGCUCAGGUUGACCGAGAAAAUGAUGAGGUCAACGAAGGAGAACUUAAAGAGAUUAAGCAAGAUAUUUCUAGUCUCCGCUAUGAACUUUUAGAGGAAAAGUCACAAGCUACAGGUGAGCUGGCAAGACUAAUACAGCAGCUGAGCGACAAAUUUGGGAAGAACUUAAAUAAGGACAUUUGA
Phaethon lepturus (White-tailed tropicbird) is the source of this 1599-nucleotide messenger RNA. RefSeq names its product transient receptor potential cation channel, subfamily C, member 7 (gene TRPC7). The transcript has 9 exons. NCBI's taxonomy places the organism in Eukaryota, Metazoa, Chordata, Aves, Phaethontiformes, Phaethontidae. The annotation marks the transcript as partial. The record is from RefSeq and is a predicted model, not a curated record. Gene Ontology annotation, biological process: calcium ion transmembrane transport; regulation of cytosolic calcium ion concentration; manganese ion transport. Gene Ontology annotation, molecular function: inositol 1,4,5 trisphosphate binding; store-operated calcium channel activity. Gene Ontology annotation, cellular component: membrane; cation channel complex.